Messenger RNA from Elgaria multicarinata webbii, 2745 nucleotides. It is a transcript of the gene AKNAD1, whose product is annotated as AKNA domain containing 1. The record is from RefSeq and is a predicted model, not a curated record. The transcript has 17 exons. The coding region runs from base 1 to 2745 and encodes 914 amino acids. Lineage: Eukaryota; Metazoa; Chordata; Lepidosauria; Squamata; Anguidae.
AUGAUAAAUAAUAUAUUAUUUGGUAUGCUUUAUCCUGAGGACAAUACUGAUGAUGAACAAGAAGAUUUGCCAUAUGAUGGAGAUCUACAGAAUAGAUAUCAGUUUUGUGAUUCACAAAAUGUGGAAGACUUCCCUUCUGUAGAAAAUACUUGUCAAAGUGGUUUCACUUUGACAUCUUGUAAUAUUAGUCAUCAUUCAAAAGAAAAAUCAGACUGCAAAUCACAAUUGCCUCAAAGGAAAAUAAAUCUGGCAUCAUUUCCAAAGAAAAAUGACAUGGAAUUUACAACAGAGAAAGAAUUACUAGCUAGGGCUGUUCACAGUUCAGGAAGAAAUGAAAAAUUCUCCAACUCAAAAAUUUCAGAUGUCCUUUUGCGUCAUUUUCCCAAAGAAGAAUUAUCCAAUCCAUGCCAAUUAAUUGAUUCUGAGACUAUCCCAGAGAUAUCUUUUACUGAGAGUUUUGAUGAAACAAUUCUAAAUAAAAUUAAGAUUUCAGACAAUACAAGGAUAUCUUCACCACAGGAAGAAAGGGGGGGAAAUCUUGAAAGAGGAAUAAAAAGUGAAUCAGUUGAGAAAAACUGGGAUUUGAUCCAAGAUAAGCAAUUUGCAAUAGAUGAGAGUUUUAAUCCCGGUUGUGAUAGAAAAGACUGCAAACAAGAUAAUCCACAAUUUUUAACUCAGAAGAACCAUGCAACUGAUGAAGAGUUAAGUUACAUGUCAACCUCAAAAGAAGAGUACCAAGAGCAAAAAUAUUUUCUGGAAACAACUGGAUCUUCUCAUAAUCUCAAAUAUGGUCAACGUCAGGUUCAUUAUCGGCUUCCUGAUUUCUCUAAGGUCGCUCCAAAGGUCAAAAUACCCAAAGGAAAUAAUGACUCAAGCACUAAAAUUAAACAAACCAAAUCUUUCCCAAAUGUGCUUGGUAAUUCAGCAACAAAAACUGUUCUAGAAGCAAUGAAUUCUUUGGAAUCAGUUGCAAUCAAGAACCAACAGCAGGAAAUGAGCAUAGCUGAACUUGACCGACAGCUAGAGAUGCUGACAAAACAAGCAGAGGCUCAGAAUCAUAUUGAUCAUCUAAGGUUUAAUGCUAAGGUACUUCCUUGCUCAAAUUCUCAUAAACCAAACCUUAGUAUUAAAGCACAAGGUACUGGAAUAACUUCUGAAAUGUCUAUAGUUCCACCUGUAACAGUUCCUGUGAAGAUCAUGCUUGGUUUCUCCCAGUUGCCUCAUUCAGACUCAUAUUCCAGAGUAAUAGUCUCACCCUUACCCUUGGCUGAUGUAGCAAGGCAAUCAUCUGUGAAUCCUCCUGUACUGCAAAAAGUAACAGAAGAAGAAAAGCUUUCUCAGAUGCUAAAAGAUCAGACGAAAGAGCUGAAGGCAAAAGUGGAAAUAUUUUCUAAAUGUAUGACACAGGAUGUAUUGCCAGCCCAAGAACGCCAUCAGCUUUUAAUGCUUUUAAGGGAGCAACUGGACCAACUUGAACAGAAUUACCUAAGCACAAAGGAGAAGCAUUGUGCCCUACACCUCCGAAAUUAUGAGUACUCAUCGACAAGCACUAGAGAAUUUGAUCCUCAUAGAAAAGUAGAGGGGGAAAUAUUUAAGCUUGGGAUGCUACUUGAAGAUAUCAAAGAGAAAAUUGAUAAGACAUGCAAUCCUCAUUCCUCAACUUUUGUGGCAUCAUCUUCAUUCAAACUCUGUGAAUCUGUAUCUUCCUCCAAUUCAAGCUGUACUGAGCAUUGCUUCUUUUCACCUAACAAAACCCCCAAAGAGCUGCAAUCCCAGAGAUAUCAGAAUGCUGACAGUGAUCAAGAAAACACAGAUGGGAAUUUAAGCUAUUGGGAAAUGAGAUCUCCACCUCCAGCGAAACCCUACAAUACCAACAACCAGGAAACCAACACAGCUCGUUUCACUGUAUUGAAAGAAAAAGGGAGCUCGGCUUAUCCUGCAGAUCACCAUUUUUGUGAGGAGUUAGGAAAUUCUGCAAAGGAACAUAAUAUUAUUAUACAUCCUAGACUGAAAAUACAGUUAACAAGCAAACAAACUUGUUCCUGUUCUUCCAGUAGAAAUAAAAAGAUGGAAUACAAAAAAACAAACAGAGGAAAGUCAGACUGUGAAAGAUUCUCAAUCUUCUUAGAAGAAAAAGCCAUGGAUUUAGACUUAUCUGGUAGUGAUAUGGAAGACACUUCAUUCUGUGACCACCUAGACAGUUCAAGUAGUGAAGAAGGCUGGGAACAGUGGACUAAAAAUCAUGAAUCAUGGACAGUGGCUCCCAAAGAACAAAAUAAAGACUCGAUGUCACAGCCAGCGAUGUCUGCCGAUUUGGACGAUCGAUUCUUUCAGCGAUGCUGCAGUGAUCGCAAACACCUACCCCCCUCGGGUUCUACACAGAAGGAAACCAUUGCUCUUCAAAAGAUUUGUACAAAUAAAGAACCAGAACAAUUUAUAGACAGACUAUGCGACAGACAAAAUCAACAUAUUCCUCAAACUCGCUAUUCAAGAACUUGUGAUACCAUUAUCCUUUCACCACAAUACCUCCCUAGUAGGAGUAUCUAUGGAAGAAGGUCAACUUGUAAUCUGAGAAACAGGGACAUUGAAGAUACAAAUACAAAGAUAUUAAACUCCACUCUGGAUCAUGUUAUACAGACUGCAAACAAUCUGAAGAAAACUUCAGAACACAUGAUGCAAGUUGUUUCAGAAGAUUUAGCCAAGGCCAAAAUCCAGCCAUUUGACAGUGUCCCAGCUAGCCGCUAA